Chanos chanos (milkfish) is the source of this 411-nucleotide messenger RNA. RefSeq names its product calcitonin/calcitonin-related polypeptide, alpha (gene calca). Gene Ontology annotation, molecular function: calcitonin receptor binding; hormone activity. The transcript has 3 exons. Gene Ontology annotation, cellular component: extracellular region. Bases 1 to 411 code for a protein of 136 amino acids. Lineage: Eukaryota; Metazoa; Chordata; Actinopteri; Gonorynchiformes; Chanidae. The record is from RefSeq and is a predicted model, not a curated record.
AUGGUUAUGCUGAAGAUCUCUGCUUUCCUUUUAGCCUACACUCUCAUCAUUUGUCAAAUGUACAGUUCAAAUGCAGCUCCUGCAAGAAAUGCACUGGAGUCCUUCCAGGAUCAAACCACACUCUCAGAUCAUGAAGCAAGAAGAUUACUAAAUGCUAUCAUCAGAGAAUUUAUGCAUAUGGCUGCUGAGGAUCUGGAGCAGGAAACAAAUGAUGAAGAUAGCCUGCCUAGACCCAUGUCCAAACGCUGCUGCAACCUCAGCACCUGCGUGCUGGGCAAACUGUCGCAGGAGCUGCACAGAUUGCAAUCGUACCCACGCACCAAUGUUGGAGCAGGCACACCCGGCAAGAGACGCAGUGUGGGGGAGAAUAAUGAAUUUGCCCGCUUUGGAGAGCUGCUUGAUCGCAUCUAA